Molecule: messenger RNA, 1673 nt
Organism: Orbicella faveolata
Lineage: Eukaryota; Metazoa; Cnidaria; Anthozoa; Scleractinia; Merulinidae
Product: SMAD family member 6-like
Biological process (GO): SMAD protein signal transduction; cell differentiation; regulation of transcription by RNA polymerase II
Cellular component (GO): heteromeric SMAD protein complex
Molecular function (GO): I-SMAD binding; transcription regulator inhibitor activity
Source: RefSeq, a predicted model, not a curated record
GCGCUGAGUUACCGUUGUGUGCAAUGGUUGUGAGACGAAUAAGUUGAUGCGAAUCUGCCAGCUCCUUACAUGCUGUCUAGACGUACAAGCUUGCGACGUGAUCAAGGAACUUCGAUCCUUCCUUCGCUUUCUAGACCACGCAAAUCUUUCAGAUCGGCUGGAUGUGAUCGCUAAGUACAAAUGUGUAGCUUAUAUGUUCAAGUUGUUGAGACUGGUAAGCAAACUGUCCGCACUCGAGAAUUACUUCGUUCCCACUGGCCGCAAGGAUUUUUCGCCUGAGGAAAGUGCGGAACUCAAAUCAGUAACUCACUCGAUCUUGAAGCGACUGCACGAGAAGGAGUUCUCGACUCUGCAAAGGGCGCUGGAAUCACGCGGCGGCCUCGAAACAACUUGUGUAUUCUUUCCGACACAGGAGAGACUGGGCAGGCAAGUAGUGGUCGAACCGCAACUUGUGUUGUUCCGAGUAUUUCGGCUGCCGCAGGUUCGAAGCUCGGCUGAACUCAAACGCAGUUCUUGCUGCUCGACACAUAAUGGCCUCGACAAGAAAGUGUGUAUUAAUCCUUACCACUACAGUGCAAUCAUGAAUACGGGGCAAGUCAGUGCGAUUUAUACGACGCUGCCGAGCACGAUGGAGGUCAAAAAUGAGGAAUCUUCAGGGUUUACUAGCAACCUUACGCAGUCAACAACUUGCCCUUUGGACUGCAGAACGUCCCAAACUCGGCCAGCUUCACAAACAUUAGGGCCAGAUUACUGUUUUUCGACUGAUCAACAUUGGUCCAGACCUUGGUGUUCGAUAGCUUACUGGGAGCAAAGUGAAAGAAUCGGACCCUCAUUUGAAGGAACUACUGAUGUUAUCAAUGUAUUUGAAACUCUACCGGAGCCUAGCGGAUUCUGUUUAGCAGCUCUAAAUCGACGAACUGACGUCCCCGACAGGACAAAGAGAGUACGAGCACAAAUAGGUUAUGGACUUCAAUUGACACGCGAAAAAGACGGAAUAUGGAUUUAUAAUCGCAGUGGUUGCGAUUUAUUCGCAAAUGGCCCAACACUGACUUAUUCCAAUGAAAAAUGUCCUGGCGGAAAAACUAGACAUAAUAUUCUUGUACAUAAAGUUCCUCCCGGCUAUUCGCUCAAGGUGUAUGAUUACAACAAUUUCACUGGUGAAGCAUGCCGCGCGGUGGAUAGUGCAGGAGUAAGAUGUUAUCAUCCCGAAUCGGUUCGAAUAAGUUUUAAGAAAGGCUGGGGUGUAACGUCAUCAGCACAGUAUUGCCGACCCCUUGUAACUUCUUGUCCAUGUUGGAUUGAAGUGCAUCUCUUCGUGUCGCGGUAGCACGCGUGUUUGCGAGCGAGGAGAGAGGGAGGGACGGUCAGAGAGGCGAUUUGUUUAUUUGGCGUGUCUUCGAUCGAUCGUCUAGUAUUUCACAGAGUUAUAGAAACAUAAGUAUGAUACCGUCAUAGAUUAUAUUAUGUAUAUUGUAUAUAGAAUAUUGACUGGACCAAAAUAUAAAUUAAGGAACUCAAAUGAACGGACCAAGUCCGAGAACAUGUGAAAUUUGGACAGCAAAGUAGUAUUCUCCCUAGGAGAAACAAUCCUUUGUACAGCUUUAUUGUUGUAUAAUGUUGUUACGCGAGUGAAGAAAUACGCCUAAAAUGAAUAUAUUAUAUUUUUAAUCAGG